UGUCGAACUCACAAUUACUUUCAAAAUGUUGCGAACAAUAAGGCUCCAGCUACGGAAAAUUCGUUCAGCAAAAAAUGAGUCUGGACUCAGCCCGGAAUUGCCUCGCAUGGAAACCCCCGGCAUAUCAAAGAAAAAUCGAGCACAGCAUCUGCUACAGUGCCUUCACAUGCUGCUUUUUUAUUUUGUGGUGCUGGUCCUGUCUCCUUUGCUCAUCUUUAGUGCACUGAAGCUGUUUGUGUUUCAGUGGAUCUUUGGCAUAAGUAACACCGAUUUGAAUGCCGAUAUUGGUUCCGCAGUGGGCACAGUUAUUGCCAUGCAUGUAGGUCUAACCGCCUAUAUUUUCCGGUUAAUUGCUAUGCAGGAAUUUUCAAAAAUGGAAAAGCAAGAAACCCUGGCCGAGUGGAAAGGCUUGAAUUCUCAAGAUCUGGGCGCCGCCUCUGUAGUGUUACUACUGAUGUUCUACUGCGUAUUGAUUUGCAUUUUUCCCAUCUUCACUUUCUUCAUUUUGAAAUUCAUUGUGCUGGAAAAUGUAUUUCUGGUCACUGGCAUUGAUGCGGACAUUAUAUCAGCGAUAGGAGCAGUCGUUGCUGUACACGCAGCCUUAGCUGUCUAUAUCUAUCGGGCUUAUUAUGGCGCUGCACACAGACUUUUCAAGACGAAAUGAACACAGUUCAUACAUUUUGUCAUUUCCCAUUUCCCAUAACAUCUAAAUGACAUCAUGUUUCCAUUCAAGAACGAACAAGCUGAACUAUCUUUCACACUUAACAUACGCUAUAGAAUAUAUAAUAUAAUUUC
This is a messenger RNA of Scaptodrosophila lebanonensis, 795 nucleotides long. RefSeq lists its product as uncharacterized. Gene Ontology annotation, biological process: vacuolar proton-transporting V-type ATPase complex assembly. Bases 26 to 664 code for a protein of 212 amino acids. Gene Ontology annotation, cellular component: endoplasmic reticulum membrane. The transcript is spliced from 3 exons. NCBI's taxonomy places the organism in Eukaryota, Metazoa, Arthropoda, Insecta, Diptera, Drosophilidae. The record is from RefSeq and is a predicted model, not a curated record.